UGCAUCAGGCCGCCCCUUUAGUUACAAGUAUGGGUUUGGACAAUUGGAUGCCUACGCAUACGUCACAGCUGCGCAAGACUGGGAGCUCGUCAAGCCGCAGGCUUGGUUUGAACCCCCGGCCAUCCAGCUUGCCAAUGGCACCAUGGACGAAGAUGAAAAUAUGUCUGGAGGACAAUUUAUCGCUGCAGGAGGAGUGCGUAGCACUUUUACAAUGACACAGACUAUGUUAGAGGAGCACAACUUGGAGCAAUUAGAACAUAUCACGAUCCGCGUAUGGAUCACGCACACGAAACGCGGCGACGUUGAAGUCGAGCUCGUUAGUCCGAGUGGUGUACGAAGCGUGCUGGCAGCGCCUCGUAAAUCCGAUCAUUCCAGAACUGGUUAUCCAGGCUGGAGAUUUAUGUCUGUCAAACACUGGGGUGAAAAUCCGGUUGGAGACUGGACAAUCCGAGUCUCUGAUCAGGGUGACGAAAAUCAUAAUGGCACCUUUCUUGGUUGGAGAAUGAUGUUCUGGGGAUCUACUAUCGAUCCAGCGGGAGCAAAGACAUACAUACUUUCCCAAUCUGACGAUCUCCUUCCGUCCCCUGAAGACGAACAAGAAUCUGAGAUACCUACACCCACCACGACAAAAUCACAUCCUAAGCCCACAUCUAAUCUACCUGGAGAUCACGGCACUGCAGAAGGAGAGGCAGAUAAGCCAGCUUUCCCCGGAGGGCAAGACGACGC
Serpula lacrymans var. lacrymans S7.9 is the source of this 726-nucleotide messenger RNA. RefSeq lists its product as uncharacterized. Gene Ontology annotation, biological process: protein processing. The transcript is spliced from 2 exons. The record is from RefSeq and is a predicted model, not a curated record. Gene Ontology annotation, cellular component: trans-Golgi network; Golgi membrane. Lineage: Eukaryota; Fungi; Basidiomycota; Agaricomycetes; Boletales; Serpulaceae. The annotation marks the transcript as partial. Gene Ontology annotation, molecular function: serine-type endopeptidase activity.